Messenger RNA from Penicillium antarcticum, 300 nucleotides. RefSeq lists its product as uncharacterized. The coding region runs from base 1 to 300 and encodes 99 amino acids. The record is from RefSeq and is a predicted model, not a curated record. The transcript has 3 exons. NCBI's taxonomy places the organism in Eukaryota, Fungi, Ascomycota, Eurotiomycetes, Eurotiales, Aspergillaceae.
AUGCUCAUGAAGAAUAUUUUUGCCGCUUUUGUCCUUGCAGGCCUGGCCUCUGCUGUUCCAGUUGACGACUUUGAAGAGAGAGACAUCGAAGAGAGAGACAUCGAAGAGAGAGACAAUUACUGCAAGCCCGAAAACAGCUGGUGCUGUGAGAGUGUAGUCCCUUUGAGGAUAUUCUUUGUUGAGGGAAGUGGAAAAAACUGCAAGCCCAAGGGCCGCUACGAUUGCCCCUAUGGCCGAUAUCCUCUUUGCUGUGAACACAAGCAGAUUGUGGGCAAGGAUGGUGUGGUUUGCGUUGUCUAA